CAGUCUGUAAGGUUGUUGCAUCCUGUGUAAGUUGUGUAACUGACCACCAUUACUGGACUUUAACUUUAGGAUCACAAGGCUAUUGUAGGAACGCCUCCAACUGUUUUGGGAUUAACUCUUGAUUAAUGCACAAACAUCUUGUUACUGUCUAGCUCGAAAACUUUUCUCUGGCCUAUGGUCAGCAGUUAGUCAAUCAUUACUCACUCAGUGCACAGGGCAGGCUCUAGUUUAAUGCAGUUCUGAAAAGGUUUUGUCAGCUCUUAAAAGAGUGCUGGUAUUAAGUGGCUCUUUUCAUCUGAUUUGGAUCGUUUGAUUGGUUUAUGGCUCAGAUUCUUGCUUUCUCACGUUCUCUUCACCUGCAGCACACACUGCGGGUGAGCUUAGCAUCAUUGUGCUCUCGCAGUAUGUCAUCAUUAGACACUCGAGCCCGGGCUGUGUUUUCUGCAGCAGUUGAAGGUGUGCAGCCAGACAUAGUGGUCCGCAGGAGUCUGGAGAGACAUGGAGACAAACUACUUGUGGGUGGACAGAAUUUCACACUUACCAAUAACCUUUAUUUGGUGGGCUUUGGAAAGGCUGUGCUGGGGAUGGCAGCAGAAGCAGAGAGGAUUGUAGGAGACCAUCUAAUUAAAGGGGUGGUCAGUGUGCCUCAUGGUAUCCAGAAGACACUACGCAAUCAUGGAAAAGAGAAGAUGCUCCUUGAGAAUAACAGCAGAAUUACAGUGAUGGAAGGAGCAAAGAACAAUUUACCGGAUACAGAUGCCCAGAAGUCAGCAGAGUGUAUUCGAGAACUGGCCAGUGGUUUGACUGAGAAAGAUCUGCUGCUCGUGCUCAUCUCUGGUGGUGGUUCUGCUCUUUUACCUGCUCCAGCCCCACCCAUGACCUUGCAGGAGAAACAGGAUGUGACACGAAAACUCGCAGCAGCAGGGGCCACAAUUCAGGAGUUAAAUACAGUAAGACGAGCCCUGUCAUUGUUGAAGGGUGGAGGCCUUGCCCAAUGUGCCAACCCAGCCCAGGUAGUGGCAUUGAUUCUGUCAGAUGUUAUUGGAGAUCCUCUAGAUUUAAUAGCCAGCGGUCCAACUGUCAGGAGCGACUCCAAGCCAGAAGAGGUCUGGGAUAUCUUGGAUCGUUAUAAGCUCUCUGGCUCUCUUCCUUCCUCUGUUAAAGAGGUGCUUAGACCCCAUUAUGGGUCACAGGUGAAAGAACAGCCAGAAGUAGUCAAAGACCAUGUUUUAAAUGUUGUAAUUGGCUCAAACACUAUUGCUCUUGAAUGUGCAAGCCGUAAGGCUGUUGAAUUAGGACUUCGGCCCAUCAUUCUGUCUCCAGGAGUAUGUGGUGACGUUCGCUCUGUUUCACGGCUAUAUGGGGUACUCUCGCGAUUUGCAUGCUCCCCAGAAAAGGAACCUCCUCCAGAACUUGCUGCAGAGAUCCUUCAGCUUGGACCAGAGGUUGGGGUAGAAAGCUGGGACUUGUGUCGAACCAUGAAUGUGCUCGUAGAGGAGAAGAAGGAAGGCUGGGGUGCGACCUGUCUUCUGGCUGGAGGGGAACCCACUGUGCAUCUGACAGGAAAUGGCAGGGGAGGGAGGAACCAGGAGUUGGCUCUGCGGGUGGGCCUUGAGCUGAGUAGCGAUGAAGUAAAGUGUGGUGCAGUGUUCCUCAGUGGGGGAACCGAUGGACAGGAUGGCCCCACUGAGGCAGCUGGUGCCGUCGUGGACAGGGAACUGAUGGAAGAGGCCACGUCUCAAGGUCUGGACAUCGAUGGCUUUCUCACCAAUAAUGAUUCGUUCACUUUUUUCUCACAGCUCUCUGAAGGACGACGGUUACUCAUGCCUGGACUGACAGGAACCAAUGUGAUGGAUGUGCAUGUUAUGCUGCUGCCACCAUCAGCCCCAAGAGACUUCCAAUAAUUUGACUCCAGAUUGUUUUGUAUUUGGAAGAAACUAAAUUAUGGAGGUAUAAAUGUUUUUUCUUUCUAAUCUAAUUCACAGAUUUUUUUCAUUAUAUCACUUAAUUUAGCCAGUAAUGUUUUUUUCUUCUUGUUAUGGAUGACUCUUGCUUGGUCCUGAACCAAUGUAUGGUACUUUUUCAAUGUGUAUUGUUGUCCACUGACUGAAAUACAAUUUACUUAUGAAAUAAAUAACAGAAAACUAAUACACAA
Molecule: messenger RNA, 2155 nt
Organism: Carassius gibelio (silver crucian carp)
Lineage: Eukaryota; Metazoa; Chordata; Actinopteri; Cypriniformes; Cyprinidae
Gene: glyctk
Product: glycerate kinase
Exons: 5
Coding region: 321-1904 (527 amino acids)
Biological process (GO): protein phosphorylation
Cellular component (GO): cytoplasm
Molecular function (GO): glycerate kinase activity
Source: RefSeq, a predicted model, not a curated record